CUGUCACAUGUGCAGGGAUCUUCUUCAUUGGACAGGUUGUUCCGUACCAAGAGCAUGGCCUAUAGCAAAAGUACGAUCAUACUGUGCAAUCUGACCGAGGUCUCCCCACUGGAAUCACAUGGGCUGUACAACCUGGGUUUCACAUGCUACAUGAAUGCCACUCUGCAGUGCCUGUUCUCUGUGCAGACUUUCUACACAGACCUCCUGAGGCAAAACAGCCUCUUAAGGAGGAUGCCACAGAGUGGGCUACUCAGGUGCUUUUCUGCUCUGAUGUCAUCAAAGAACCAGUGUCGGGGUGAAGCAAAAAAACUGCUACAGCGGAGGGUGAAAGAUGCUGUGUCUGCCAGUGCAGUAAUGUUCUCUGGGUACUCGGAGCAUGAUGCCCAGGAGUUCCUGAACCAUUGCCUUGUCCAGCUGAAAGAGGACGGGGAGAAGCUGGUCAUGGCUGGAGAGGAACUCCAGGCCGGAAGCCCGGGUAUCUCCCUUUCCAUGUACUCCUGUCCUGUGAGUACCAACAUGGACUUCCAGCUGCAGUACAAGAUGACCUGCACAGGGUGUGGAGACUUCAGUGUAAGGCAAGAGCUCUUUACAAUGCUUUCCAUCAGUGUGCUCCCAGGAUGCUCAAUACAGGACUGCCUGGAUCACUACUUCAAGGUGGAGGAUAUAGAGCGUUCUUGUAACAAGUGCUCAGGGAACUCUUCCACACUUGCCCUAAAGUUCAGGAGACUUCCUAGGGUUCUUAUCCUCCACCUGAAGAGGUUCGGCUUUGACCCCCUACAGGGAGUCAACAGGAAGCUGGAGGAGCAGGUGUGCAUCCCAUCAUGCCUCAGCCUGCUCCCGCACUGCAGUCAUUACACACAGCCUCCUUGCAGCCUGGACUACAGUGCAGAAACAGCUUUGAACCCUGGCAACAUGCAUAGCUGCCAGCUUUCUGAACCACUGAAAGAGAACAGACCUGAGAAGGGAAUUGAAGAGCAGGAGCUAGAAGAAGAAGAGGAGGAGCUCCUCAGAAUAUCAGUUGCUCUGAGUCUCCAAGAUUUAAACCACAUAGACGAGGACUCCACGAUUACCAGCACGGUGGAGUCCGAGGAGGGAAGCAGUGCUGCAGAGACUGGAGAGCUCUGCAGCUCCUAUCGGCUCAUCAGUCUGGUCAGCCACCUUGGAAGACAGGUGUCAACUGGUCAUUACAUCAGCGAUGUAUAUGACUUCCUGACUGACAAAUGGCUGACCUACAAUGACGAGAAGGUCUCGGAGACUGAUGAGUCGGCUGUGCAGGCAGAGCGGAAGUGUACUGGAUACAUCUUCUUUUAUAUGCACAAGAAAGCAUAUGAGGCUGUCCGACAGGAGCGAACAGGCUUGUGCAUGCAGCCUGAUUGUUCCUCAUAAAGAUGAUAGUACAAUGGCACAGGUGCAGGAAGCACAUGUGGAUGAGGACAACGCAGCCCCUGUGCGCUGAGCGAGUGCUGAAGGAUGUGAGGACCACUGUGUCAGGAAUCUCAGCAGUAGGAGUGCAGGAAGACUUCCAGCACCCACGCUUGCUUUGAGAUCCGACGCAGUGAGAACUCCACCCACUGCCUCGCUCACAGUAGGACUCCUGGUUUGAGAUGGAGUCCGAGGAGUUAUGAAGAAAUGCACAGCAAUGGCACAGGUGCAGGAAGCACAUGUGGAUGAGGACAACGCAGCCCCUGUGCGCUGAGCGAGUGCUGAAGGAUGUGAGGACCACUGUGUCAGGAAUCUCAGCAGUAGGAGUGCAGAAAGACUUCCAGCACCCACGCUUGCUUUGAGAUCCGACGCAGUGAGAACUCCACCCACUGCCUCGCUCACAGUAGGACUCCUGGUUUGAGAUGGAGUCUGAGGAGUUAUGAAGAAAUGCACAGUCCACCCAGUGCCUCAAAAUGACUGCCAGGAAAUACCGUUUCAGCUGAUGUGUGAAGGACUAACUCUACCAAAUGAUUAACUAGUGUGUGCCUCUUUCCACAACUGGCCUAGCUUGAGUAGAAAUGCAAAGGUGAUUGAAAGUGGCUUGAAAUGGUAGAGCUGUUCAACGUGACGUCAGCAUGGACAAUGUAGUAAACCCCCCUGGAGAGAGCAUUGUGGGGUUCUGCAAGAGGAAACUCAUUCACCGGAUG
This is a messenger RNA of Acipenser ruthenus (sterlet), 2129 nucleotides long. Its product is annotated as ubiquitin carboxyl-terminal hydrolase 37-like. Gene Ontology annotation, biological process: G1/S transition of mitotic cell cycle; protein deubiquitination. The transcript is spliced from 19 exons. Gene Ontology annotation, molecular function: cysteine-type deubiquitinase activity; cysteine-type endopeptidase activity. Bases 55 to 1386 code for a protein of 443 amino acids. Lineage: Eukaryota; Metazoa; Chordata; Actinopteri; Acipenseriformes; Acipenseridae. Gene Ontology annotation, cellular component: cytosol; nucleus. The record is from RefSeq and is a predicted model, not a curated record.